Orcinus orca (killer whale) is the source of this 3013-nucleotide messenger RNA. Its product is annotated as protein FAM209. The record is from RefSeq and is a predicted model, not a curated record. Lineage: Eukaryota; Metazoa; Chordata; Mammalia; Artiodactyla; Delphinidae. Bases 1995 to 2768 code for a protein of 257 amino acids. The transcript is spliced from 2 exons.
CAGAAGAUUAUAAAAGGGGGAAACUGUGCAUAAAAUUGGUGUAUCUUAUCCAUAAAGUGUAUUGAAGUGAAUAAUUAAUGAAAUUCUCCUAUGAGACUAAGAAUCAGGAACAUCCAGGUUCAACACUGCCUUUCUGGAGACAGUUGUAUCAUUCAGAUGGUUCUUUAUACCAGAUCCAGGGCCCUGGUUUCCAUGAAAAAGCAGGCAAAGGAGCUGGGGGAGGAAGGUCGGAGGCAGGAGGGAGCAGCCUCAGAGGGAGGAUUCUGGGGAGGGGGUGGAGAGCCGAGCGCAGCCUGCUCCGUCCCGGGUCCUGUGCCUCAGCGGGGUGGGAAGUUGGACCUGAGGACGUGUUGACAUUGUGAAUAUAGAGGAGUUUUAUCAGAAUGACACUAACAUCAGUGAAUUUCUGUUGUGGACUUUUCCAGAACAAACCUGAAAAUUAUCUAUUUUCUUUCCCAGAUCAGCAUUUAUAUACCUUUACAUCCAGAUAAGUCUGGUUAUAAUAGCCGUGCCUAUUUCCUAAUCAAUUCUUGGGCCUCGCGCCCCCGUAAGCCCUGCACAGAUGCUCUUGGCAGGGAGCCCCACAUCCCCACCCCAAGCUGGGGGAGGAUGUGCCCCAGGGCAGUCUGUGCCGCCGGAUCCCACUCUCCGUCUCUCCUCCUGGUUUCAAACCAUCUCACAGAACUUCAUCACUCAACACAGUUAGAGGCACAGGGGAGGCACCCAAUGGACCCUUGGUUAUAUCCAGCAGAAGGCUUUAUUCCCCGGGAAUAAGUGUGAAUCAGGUGACCCAGCGGAACAGGUACAAGCCCUGCGUUCCAUUAGUUGGGACUUUUUGUUUCAUGUCAUUUUUAGAAACUGAUGGUUUCAAGUGCACUGGCCGUUGAGCCCUGGCUGUACUCCUGGCAGCGGCCUCUGUUGUCCUGCAGGCUGUGUCCCUCUCGCCUCAGAGUCUUCACACCUGCCUGGACGUCAGCCACUUCCCCAUCUUACCCAGCCAGCUCCUGAUCAUCCCACACGUUCCACCUGAAUGUCUUUUUCAGGAAAGCCUUCCUGCCUGAACCAGCCUAGAGCUGCCCCCUUGUGUUCUCUUAAAGCUCUCUGUUCUUAUCACAAAUGUUAUUUUUUUCUUUUUUGGCCACACCGUGCAGCAUGCAGGAUCUUAGUUCCCCAACCGGGGGUUGAACCCGUGCCUUCUGUAUUGGGAGCGUGCAGUCUUAACCACUGGACCACUAGGGAAGUCCCCCUAUCAUUUUUUUUUUUUUUUUUUGCGGUACGCGGGCCUCUCACUGUUGUGGCCUCUCCCGUUGCGGAGCACAGGCUCCGGACGCGCAGGCUCAGCGGCCAUGGCUCACGGGCCCAGCCACUCUGCGGCAUGUGGGAUCUUCCUGAACCGGGGCACGAACCCGUGUCCCCUGCAUCGGCAGGCGGACUCUCAACCACUGCGCCACCAGGGAAGCCCAGCCUUAUCACAAUUUUAAUGAAAUAAAUGAUACUCUUAAUUAACUCAGGCAUUGCACACUCAGGUGAAGUCAAUGAGUGUAACUGUGAGGCGAUAGGGAGUGGUGGGGACUGUGGAGAAAACAUGGCCACCUAGAGGGGCGGUUGCUACUCAACUCCAGCAGAGAGGGGCCCCCGUGUUACCAGAUGGUCCAUACUUUUCAAAGGAAACUUAGUUUCCUUUGAAAUCUGGCCUUUUUAAAUGAAGCCCUCCCCCCACCGACAUUUAAAUAUUGGCAAAUAAUCAUUUUCAGAAACAAUGUAGGCCAAAAUACAUCAGUGGCUCCUAGUCUGUAGCCUCUGUUUUUUUGGUUGUUUUUUUUUUUAGCCUCUGGUUUAAUAUCUUUCUUUCCCACUAGGCUCUCAGCUCCACAGGGACACAUGCCUGGGCUGCUCUGCUCACCACAGCAUCUGCAGUCAACAAAUAGAAAAACAAAAAUAGAUGGACUCUCCCAGUAGAGCAUGAGGGUCAGAAAGAACACAGUGGCAAGGAGAUGGCCUUCUAUCACUCCCCCGCCUCUCUUUUUAUUGCCCUCUGGAAAUUUCGCUAUUUCCCUUUAAGCCCUACUCCCAGGCAACCCCUGCGAGCCUCUUUAUCCUCUGCCCUGAAGUCAUCACAUUGGCCAGAGCUGGUUCUGGCUCAGGGCCUUUGUGACAUCACCAACCGCCCAGCCCAGCCCUGGUUCCCAGUCUCCGGGUGCAAGGGCAGACCAACCCACCAUGAGCCACUUUGUCCCCCAUCUCUGCUCACCAUGCGGACACUGAAAUGGUUCUUGCUCUUUCCUCUGUGCCUCUCCUGCGGCUAUGCCUUUACGUUUUCUUCUCUGAGAGAUAAAGCCAGAGAACCCCAGGAGAAGGCGCCUUGCGGAGCGCGCUUUCGAAUUCGGCAGAGUCUCCCAGAGCACGCCCAAGGCUGGCUUGCGAGCAAGUGGCUCUGGCCUUUCUUUGUUGUCGUGCUGUAUGUGAUGCUAAAGUUUCGAGGAGAUAGUGAGACGGGUAAGGAGCAGAAGAAUCCUCCGGCCCCUCGAGGCUAUUCAUUACGCUCUCCAACAAAGAAAAAUCAAAAUGCUUCCCCCAGCGAAGACCAUGCAUUCAAUAUCCUAACCCAGCUCGAGAUGGACCUUGUGAAAUUCAUGUCCAAGGUGCAGAAUCUGAAAGCCGCCAUGGCAACAGGCGGUAACCUCAAGCUUCUCAACUCAGAGAUGCCUGCAGCCCCACACAAUAAUAUUACAAUAUAUGAGAUAUGGGGAGAAGAAGACUCCGAGUGAGUGGAUUUGUGUGUCAGAGUAGGAGAGAAAAAUUUGAGUGUUUACAAACCAUAGGCAAACUAGUAAAACUAUUCUGAAGAAAAAGAAUUCUCGAAUUUGGGGCCUUUUUCCUUUCUCUUUUUUUAACCUUGAAAAAAGUGUGAGACCAGUAGCCAUAGCAGUUAUUGUUUUGUUUAACUGUUGUUUUUUGUUUGUUUGUUUGUUUGUUUUUACAUCUUUAUUGGAGUAUAAUUGCUUUACAAUGG